Vombatus ursinus (common wombat) is the source of this 363-nucleotide messenger RNA. RefSeq names its product ovomucoid-like. Gene Ontology annotation, molecular function: protein binding. The coding region runs from base 1 to 363 and encodes 120 amino acids. The record is from RefSeq and is a predicted model, not a curated record. The transcript is spliced from 4 exons. NCBI's taxonomy places the organism in Eukaryota, Metazoa, Chordata, Mammalia, Diprotodontia, Vombatidae.
AUGGAACUAGAGGACCAUCUCUAUCCUGUCCUUUACCUGCAGGUUGAUUGUUCUGGAUACCCCAGCACCAGAGAGGGUAUAACAUGCCCUGAUGCCUUCAAACCAAUCUGUGGUACUGAUAAGAAAACUUAUGUGAAUGAAUGUUUACUCUGUGCCACUAAUGCAGAAAAAGAGCUGAACAUUAAGAAACUGCAUAAUGGGGAAUGUAUUGCAUGCCCAAAAGAAGAACAAACUGUCUGUACUGUGGAAUAUAUGCUCCACUGUGGAUCUGUUAACUCUACUUAUGCAAACAAAUGUGCCUUUUGCAAUGCUGUUGUGAGGAGCAAUAAUUCUCUGACCUUAAAGCAUAUUGGCAAAUGCUGA